Molecule: messenger RNA, 19094 nt
Organism: Pongo pygmaeus (Bornean orangutan)
Lineage: Eukaryota; Metazoa; Chordata; Mammalia; Primates; Hominidae
Gene: KRABD5
Product: KRAB domain containing 5
Exons: 5
Coding region: 3497-3877 (126 amino acids)
Biological process (GO): regulation of transcription by RNA polymerase II
Molecular function (GO): RNA polymerase II cis-regulatory region sequence-specific DNA binding; DNA-binding transcription factor activity, RNA polymerase II-specific
Source: RefSeq, a predicted model, not a curated record
UCCUGCCUUUUCUCCCCUCAGUGUGGGAAAGGGGUUUGGUCAGCCAGGGGUGUCAGCAGCCCUGUCCCACACCCAUUGUCUACACCUAAUCUGGUGGCAGGGAGGCCACAGAGUACAGCGAUUGGAACUGGGUGAGAGGCAGCCGGGCCCCACGCCGAGUCAAGUGCAUGGAAUCCUGACUGUCAGCGGUUAGGGAUCUUUCUGCUUUUGGGAGGGAAGUACUUGUUCCACACGUCUCACCAAAUAUGGCACGGAACCUGAUCUGUCGCAAGUGGGAGUUUAACCAAGCUAGAGGGGGACCAGGGCCCUGGCCCAGUCUCUGACACCUACCUUCUCUCCCACCUUCUACUCUGCCAGAAGACUAGGAGAAUCUGAAAGCAGAGGUGGUGCAGCGUCACUAGCUCCAGGAGUCCAGAAAAACAGGGAUACGGCAUUCUGGGAGGUCGAGGUGGAUGGAUCCCUUGAGCUCAAGAGUUGGAGACCAGCCUAGGAAACACGACGAAACCCCAUCUACAAAAAGCAAAAAUUAGCCUGGUGUGGUGGCGCAACCUGUAGUCCCAGCUACUCAGCAGGCUGAGGUGGGAGGAUUGCUUGAGCCUGAGAGGUCCAGGCUGCGGUGAACCAUGAUUGUGCCACUGCACUCCAGCCUGGGUGAUAGAGUGAGACCCUGUCUCAAAAAAACAAAAACAAAAAAAACAGAGCUAGGGCUGGGGAGCCUAUGGCCACUGAAUCUGAGCCCCGGGGCCAGAGGAACUGAGCUCCCAGCCCUGUGGCUGCCAAGGAUCCUUUUUCUUCGAGCUUGCAGGGAUGGAGAGAGAGAGACAGUCAGUGCCCAUAUGUUAGCAAUGCAGACUCCAAGAGAAGGGGGCAUGCUCACAGAUUAGAGGAAGUGAGCCCCUCUUGCAUGUUCCACUCCCACCAUCCUCCUGGGACCCCAGCCUGCACGACCCCCAAAAGAUGCUUUUGCACUGGUUCAGUGAAUAUACAAUGCAAAGGCCUAAUUGAAGACCUGUGAAUGGUGUGUACGAUCCUCAGUUCCCAGCUGAGGGGCCCCUCGGGCUCCCCAUAUUCCCCUCAGCCUCCCCAUCUUCCAGCAGGGGUGUGGAGUGCAUCCAUGGCCACGAGUAUUGAUCUGUCCCAGCCUCUACAUUGCCCCGAGGCAGUUCUGAGUGGAUGAUGUGCAGAUGGGAUUCCUCAGGUCAUUUGCAUGGUUGGCGUUAUGGCUGCUGCUUUUACUGCCACAACUCCCAGGCCCAACCUGGCUUAAUGUCUAAGUUUUAAGCUAAAAAAGAUGGGGAGCCAGAGCUUUGUGGCAGGGCUGGGGGUUGGGGCCCACUUUAGUUUUGUGGCAGGAUGAAGGCUGCAGUGGUUUUAUUAAUCAUGAUUGGCCUGGCCAUAGCUCCAGGCUGAGAGGGACAGGUUUGUCAGUGGUGGUCCCCCAGAUGUCCCUGUUCACAGCCCUGGCCUGUCUGCCCUCAGGCCCAGCAGGAGGCGCUGCCACAGGCUCUGACUGGUGUCCCUACUCCCUGUACCCCAGAUGGACAUAACCUUGGGGUCUAGAGUCGGAAUAUAUCAUUCUCCCCAUUUUAACCUGAGCUGCCUGACACAGGGAGGGUGUGGUGGGUAAGGGGCCUAGGGGACCAGGGUUGAAUCAUGGAUCCUGGGGAAAGGUUGCAGACACAGGAAGGGUUGUCACCUCUCUGUGGAGCCCCGCUGCAUGCCACACAGCACCUUCUGCAGAGACUAGCUCUGAGAGUGGUAGGGGACCCCACAGGCCAUGGCUGCUCCCUCUCUGCACCUGUCUGUGCCUGCUGUGGAAGCCUGGACUUGGGGAGGAGCUUGCUACCCUGUGAGCCUGAGGGAGCCUGUCUGGCUGUGACCUCUACCUGGGGCUUUGCAGAGAGCUGCUAAUGGGUACCAGACACCUUGUUUCAGAGGGAAUGGGCAUGAGCUGGCAAGUGAAGCACCCCCACAGCUUAUCAGGAACUUUUUCUCAUUUUUAAAGUAUCAUGUCUUCAUUUCACAUUGGAAUCAAGUGAGGGUUUGAAAUCUGCUGCCCCAGUCUCUGGAUUGUGAGGGCUAUUGUCAAACAGGUUACUAGGAGAGGAAUAUGUAUAAAUUAGCUCAAAUUCAAGGUUAUGCUUGUAAUGUCACCUGAGUGGGAAGUAAGAGGGUGGAGUCAGAGGCACUCAGCUGGGAUUUACCUGGCCCAGUCACUAGACUCAUGGGAUUGUGGCACAGGUGAACAUCCCCUGUCAUUGGAGAAAAAAGGCUGGAUUGAAGGCCAGGUGGGGGAGGGGUGCUAGGCUGUGGGGUCAGGCCCUGGGCAUGCUGGACCUGUUAGGUCACUGAACAUCUGACUGGGCACCUGCCCCUGUCCUUUCAGUUGAGGUGGGAUUGGCAGCACCCCCCCAGAAGGCGUGCAGUGCCGGGAGAGUGGAGGAGGGUCUGACUUUUGCCAUCCUGUGGUAGGUUUUAGAGCUAACUAGAUGCUUGUGGAGGGCUAAUGACAUGGGAAGAAGGCAGCCCACCUUGAUGGACCAGAGGGAUGGAGCCUGCGAUGUGAGAAGCGGGUGUGUGGAGGUGGCCUGUCUACAAAAGGGCAAGUUUAAGGCUCACUGCAGUGGCACUAUCUCAGCUCACUGCAACUGGUGGCUGCUGCAAGGCCAUCCCUCUCCAGAGCAGGGAGGCCCUCAGCCUCAUGUAUAAUUGCCUUUUGGGAUGCUUGGAUAGUCCUUCAUGUCUUGGAAAUUCGGAAAAGAAAAAAAAAAUACAAUCCUCAUGUCUGUUAGUUUCCCUGAGCCAACUGGAAAAAAGAUGUCCCUGACCCCAAGAUUUUAAGUAACACCCAAGGGAAGCCACCGUUACCUUGGCCAUUGAAGCCUCCUGCAUGCUCCCCAAAACCCCCAGCAGUUCCCUCUGCAGUCCCACAGUUAUGCCCGGAGCAGUGGGGUACCGUGUGAUGAGAGAGGUGCUAAGGGAUGGGAUGAGGGUCUUUCCUGCCUUAUUAGAACGGUUAAAAAGUUGUUUUAAAGGUGUCCAAAUGCCCUCCUUCUUAAACUUAAUUAGCUAAUAAGGUGCCUUAUACAAGCAAAACCAGGUACGGGAAAGCAAGUGCAUUUCAAGUCCAAGCUCACCCCUUAAAUUAGCUGUAAUAUCCUCAGCAGGCGGCCCCACCUCAAUGAGCCGGUCCCCCAUUCAAAAAACAGAACGAAUGAGGGGGCGGGGCCUGGAGCUUUACCCAAUCAGUGGCGUUGGGGUGGAAAUCGUCCAAUCGGGAGCAGCCGGAGAGCAGGGGCGGCUUCCGGGAUUUGGCUGGGGCCUUUGUUGGCUGCAGUAAGAGCUCGGGUCUUCUUCACCAGGGCUCCGAGUCCUGCUAUCUGGGAGGCCCAGGCGGCUUCGAGUUCUGAGAAUAGACAGAACCUCUGUUGCUCUGUGACCUGCAGGCACUGGGAGAUCCGUAGCUAAGACGCCAGGACAUCCCGGAAGCUGGGAAAUGGGACUGUUGACAUUCAGGGAUGUGGCCAUAGAAUUCUCUCGGGAGGAGUGGGAACACCUGGACUCAGAUCAGAAGCUUUUAUAUGGGGAUGUGAUGUUAGAGAACUACAGAAACCUGGUCUCUCUGGGUCUCACUGUCUCUAAGCCGGACCUGAUCACCUUUUUGGAGCAAAGGAAAGAGCCCUGGAAUGUGAAGAGUGAGGAGACAGUAGCCAUCCAGCCAGAUAUCUUUUCUCAUGAUUCUCAAGGCCUCUUAAGAAAGAAGCUUAUAGAAGCAUCAUUCCAAAAAGUGAUAUUGGAUGGAUAUGGCAGCUGUGGCCCUCAGAAUUUAAACUUAAGGAAAGAGUGGGAAAAUGAGGGCAAAAUAAUCCUAUGGUGAAAAAAGUCAACACAGAUAAUCUCUGCUUGAGAAAAAGGAUCAAAGACAAGUGAAUUUUCUGAGGGUGAUGAAAGUAUUACUUUGAAAAGGGGUGAAGUUUAUACGGGUCUAUUUAUUUGUCUAACAUGUACAGUUAAGGUUUAUGCCUUGCAGUGUAUGUACAUCUUCACAAAAAAAAUCUUAAAAAAAUUAAAUGGGUGGGGGUAGGGAAAGGGUUGAAGUACAGAUGAAGCAGAAGUGGUACAUGAUUAGUAGUUGAAGCUGGGGGCAGGUCUAUGUAUCUUAUUUUUAUGUCUUUAAUAGCAUUUGUAUAAAUGUACAAUAUUCAUUUACAAUGUUAGCUCAGGAUCUUGCUUACCUUUGGACAGGGAGGGAGGGAGAAAUUUAUUUUCUGGGCAGGAGUAAAGCUGGUUCUAUUCCUCAGUUAUGUAAAUUAUCUGUUAUAAUCCAAAAAGCUUUACAUGAAUGUUUCUGUAUGUAAUGUUGUAUAUCAAUAAAAAAUUAAAUAUUACAUAUUUGCACCAAAAUCCUAACUCACGAUCUCAGAAUGUUAGCAGUGCUUUCUUUUGUUGUGAAGUGGAACACAAUCUCAUGUCAUUAGCAGAUGGGUUUGAAUAUUCUAAAGUAUCAAUGUCCUAAUCUUAUGGGCACCUCUUGGGUCUUUCCAUUUUUGCCUUCAUUUGGUAAGUGGCAUGGUUUUGAUUUUUUGAGAUGAAACUUUUUCCCAGCAAAGUCUUUUCCCCCACAGUGAUUCUCUGAAAGCCAGGACACCUAGCACAGGACCCUGGGCAUAGUAUGCACUCAGUACAUGUGGAGCGUGUUGAUCAGGAACAAAAGAAGUAGCAAAGGUCAGUUCCUGCAAAGGUAAGUGGAUAAUACAGGUAUGACUGAAAGGCUGCAACUCAGGAGUAAACAUUUUACAUUCAUUCAAGAGACAAUUUGCAACUAGUACACCAAAAAAUUUUGGCUGAAAGCAGUAUUUUGGGGGUUUGGCUAAACUCUGUAAUCACCUGGAGAACUUUAAAUAAUACUGAUGUCUGGCCCCUACUCCAGGGAUUUUGAUUUUAUUGGUCUGUUGCAAUUUGGGUUUUGGGAAUUGUAGGGCCUCUGCAUGUGACUGUAAUGUGGAGCCAGGGGUGAGACCCACUGUUUCAGGGUGAGGGAUGCAUUAGCUGUGUGUGAUUUUCAUGUGUGCUGCAGGUAUUUGCCCUGUGAACAUUCCUGCAUUUGGAGUCUUGGAAAUUGCAGCAGGAAGAAGUGUCUCUCUACAGAUCUAUUUUUUAUGUCACUUGCUUUUAGAGUAAGAGGUUAUUUCAGGCACAGUAAUUUGAUUUAAUCUGUUUUCAAAUACUAAAUGAAAAUACUAAAAUGAAAAGAAUUUGCAAACAUGAGAAUUUGCAAAUAUGUGGAGUGUGUUCUUAUGUGCUUUCCAAUUUCUCUGAUGAUAAGAAAUGAGUAAUGUUGGGCCUUAAUUUCCUAAGCUAAGCCCUUAGACACUUUCUCAAAUUAUUUGAAGACCUUCCAAGUUGCUUCAGAAGCAUUGUCCAAAGGAGAUUAUUCCCAAUAGUGAAGAAUAAUAGAUGGAUGGGAAUGUCUAAGGAAUCCAACUUCUGUCACAGAAGUGGCACUCUCCAGAACCUCAAGGGCCCAUGGAGUUCAUGGGCUUUGGAGUCAGGCAGAGUUGACCCUGAGUCCCAUCCCAGCCUCUUAAUAGACUAGUUACUUGACUUGGAACAGUUAUGCAAGACAAAGCAUGAUACUGAUUGCAGUAAUGGGAACAAUUAAUUCCUCUCUGUAUCCAUGCCCUUUGCAAUGCAUGUUUUUAGCUACUCCCAUGGAGGGAAAGAUUCUGUUUAUCCAGUCCUUGGAUCUGACUGACCUUAUUUGCUGUGGCCAAUUCGUACUCAUUGUUCUAGUGAAACAAUUAGGCAUGUUUUGCUCCUCAUUCUAGUCUUUAAAAAGAUAUUUUAUGAAAUUGUAUUUCUACUGUAUUUGGCUAUAUUCAUUCUGCUCAAUAUUCUAAUUCACUAGUCCUCUUAUCGUCUCUGUUUAAUUUAGUGGUGCACCUGUACAUUGUCUGGUAACUUAAUUUUGUAUUAUUCAUAUUCUAUUGGGCUGUUGUUCAAAUAUGGCUUUUAAACUUUAGUUGCUUGUUCUUUCUACAAAAAUAAACAUUGAUUUUCUACUUUUCAUUGUAUUCAUUUAAACAUUUUAAAUAUAAUUCCAAUGUGCAAAGCUGUUGCAUAUUUUUUCUUCAGACAUUUCUUCCUUAUUAUGUCACUCAGUUUUUCCUUUGGUUCUCACUUUUGGGAGAUACCAUAUUUGGGGUGUCUAUAGUCAUAUUAUUUCCAGUGUUUCUUUCAUUUUCCCUGGGAACAAGAUGAAAAACACACAUAGAUUUGACAUCCUUGUGAUGAGUCAGUAUCUGAAGGGAGCAUUUUUUUCUUAGUUUGACUACUCUGGAUCAUUAUCUUGAUUUACUUCUGCUCCUGUGAAGUUCUUAUAUUUUCCUUUAACUCCAUUCAGCAACUUAAAGGUUCUUGUAACUUCUUGAGGAUUUUUUAGUUGUCUAUACUAAAAUAUUUAAUAAUAUAUAGCAUUUUUCCUAAAAGCACAAAUAUCCAUGGUGUACAUGAGUAAAAUAUUUCAAUAGACAUUAUGCAGCAUACAGCAGAAUCUUAUGAGAUAUCCCGUUUCUUCAUUCAGAACAUUCCUCUCGAAUAUACCAUGUGGUAAUAGUAAUUUGUAAACAGUAGUUUUUUGAUACUUAAAAAUUUGUUUUUUAUACAUUUCUGAAACUAUAUACUUCAUGCCAAUGAACAGAACUGAUCUAGAUACAGCCAGAAUUACUGUUUCUCUAUAAUAUUAAAAUAAUAUUGAUAAAAUUAUUUACCUGAAUUCACGUCUUUUGGCUUUAAUCAUUCUGCUUUCUUUUUAGCAUGUUUCUGAAUUUACAAAAGAAUCUGUUUGGAUUUCUACUUGUUCUAUAAACUAAUUAAAAGAGACAAGGGAAAUUUGUGUGUGGCUAGAUAGUACUUGUUGGUUACAAUUGAUAAUUUCUAGUGUCAUUUUAGUUGCCUUGAAAAUAGUGACCUCUUGAAUUUCUGCUAUCAUAAAAUUCAUGUCAUUGUUAGGCCUACACUUUGCCAUUCAGUUUUUUUCACCUCUGGUACUAGAAUAUAAUGUGUAUCUUCUCUUUACUGGUGAAAAAUGCUACACAUUUGUCUCUACCUAAUUAGUGAAACUAUAUGUAGCAUGUUUAUGUUCAUUUAGUUACUGUAUACCAAAACAUUUUAUUUCUGUGAUGGUCUUAAUUUUACCUAACAGGAUUGUAAAUGGCUUAGUUUGUCAUUUUUCAUGAAUUUCUGUAUUAUACAUUUCAGGUAUUAAGUCCAUGUGUAACUGGCUUAGAAUAAUCCCUAACACAUUGUAGGGGCUAAUACAUACUAAUCACUCUGCUUCCUCAAAUUUCUGUUUGUUCGUACCAUUCUUCAUUUACUAAAUUAUUUUGUGUACAGUAGUCACAUUUGUUUUUCUGUCCUCUCUAAAUAUUUAUUAAAAAGAGGAGGUAGACUAAUGUGUCAUGUUGAUAAAAUUCAAUGUCAAAUGGUAUGCUUCACUGUUUUUUGUUAGAUAUAAUAGCUUUUUUGACUCAAUGAAAUUUUAGUCAUAUUCUCAAUACUAAAACAGAGGAAGCUUUUCUAUAGCUGAUUGAAAUUUAUCACUUAAAUUUUAAAAAUUAUGGGUAAAGAAUUUUACCCUUUAGCUUGUGCUAGUAGUAUUGCAGGGUCUUUACUCAUAUUCCCCUUUUUUGUUUUCUGAGCAUAUUUUUGAGAGUGGAAUGGACACAUUCUACUAUGGCCUGCCCUUGGGGGUUAUACAGGAUGCCUGUGGAAUGUUGGAUGUUCCAUAUGUGAGAAAAUUGUUGAAAUUGUGAGCUGGCAUAAGCCAGACUAUUAUCAGUUUUAAUUUUUGUGAGCUGCCCCAUAAAUGCAAAAGCUAACAGGAGAGGUUUAAUAACAUAUCAGAUGGAGUUUCCAGGAAGAGCAUGUGCGCUAAUUAGCUGAGAAUUGGUAUCAAUGGAUACAAGUACGUAUCUUAGUUUUCCAAAUUCAGGGAUGUGUGUAACAUCUGUUUGCCAUAACUGAUUAGGUUCUAGUUUUCUAGGGUUAACACCUGUUGAAGGAGAGGACAUGCCUGUGAGCUGGCAAUCUGGGCAUUGCAGGGUAAUAUGUUUAGCUAGUCUUUGAGUAAGUCGAAAUUGUUUAGUUAACUUCCUCCAACUUUGGUGGAAAAAUUGAUGUGAUUUGGUGGCUUGGUCAAGCAGUGAUGUCAUGACUUGCAGGUCAUGAGUGAUUAUUGCCAUAAACCAGUGGGCUAGGCAGUGAGCUGUGGGCUCGAAUAUGUGUGAUAAAAAUAGGAUGUGUACGUUGAUCCAGCAAUUGCUGAAGUCAAAGAAAAGGUGCACACAGGGUGGGCUUGAGAGUAGACUUAAUGAGGGCUGUUUCAAGGUUCUGCAAUAGAGUAAGCAGAGUCAGUAACAAUAUUCAUGCGCUGAGCAGAAAAGGUCUCCAGGGCCAGUAUUAUGGCUCCAACCUCAGCUCUCUGAGUGCUAGUAAAUCCAGAACGAGUUAGGGAAUUAUGUGGUCUCCACCAAAUAGCCGCUUUUCCAUCUUUAACAGAGCUGUCAGUAAAAAGCAUUAAAAUGUUAGUUAUGGGGGAGUGAACUACUUUUGUAGGCACAACUACUGGAGUAUGAGAUAAGAAUUGAAGUAGUUUGUCAGCAGGAAGGGCAUGCUCUAUAUGACCUGCAUAAUCAGAGAGUGCUAUCUGAAGAGCUAGAGAUGGGGCAAUACUCCUUUGAAUUGCUUUUUACUCAAAGGAAUUCUUAUGACAUCAGGGUCAUAACCUAGCAACUGAUUGCAUCAUCUAUGGCAUGUAUAGAUGACUUUACUAACUAGCUGGAUAUAGGGAGAUACUGUUUUAGUCCCAGUAUGUGAGCAAAAAAUCCAUUCUAGGAAGCGUAGCCCUGGAGCUAUCCUGUUGGGGAAUGUUUAGUAGGAAAAACAAACAAUUUAACUGAAUGUUUUGGGUCUAUGCAAUCUAGUUGCCUCUGAGAAAUAGCUUGCUCUAUUUCCUCAAUUUCCCUUUUUGCUGCAGGCGUUAAAUACCUGGGAGAGUCUAGGGCUGUAUUGCCCUUUAGGAUAGAAAACAGGUUUUGUAACUUAUCAGUAGUUAUGCCAAAGGUGGGAUGAAGCCAAUUAAUAUCGCCCAGUAAUUUUUGAUAAUCAUUUAGGGUGUGUAAGUCACUAGUAUUUAAUUUAACCUUUUGAGGUCUUACUGACUGGGAAGUUAGUAAGUAUCCAAGAUAUUUCCAAGGGAAGACAAUUGUACCUUUUCAGGGAUUAAACCUCUUAACUGUGUAUUCUUUACGACAGAGGCAUAUAAACUUAAAAGGACUGGCUCCGUUGGGGCUGUUAGUAAAAUAUCCAUAAAAUGAAUAACCUUGCAAUUAGGAAAUUUGUUUCUACUGGAGAGCAAAGCCUGAUUUACAUGAUACUGACACAGGGUAGGACUGUUCAGCAUUCCUUGAGGAAGUACUUUCCAAUGAAAUUGGUGAGCUGGCCUUUCAUUAUUGAUAGCUGGUAUUGUAAACACAAAUUUUCCCCUCUUCUGUUCUACAAGGGGAAUAGUAUAAAAGCAGUCUUUUAAGUCAAUAAUGACUAUAGGUCAAUCUUGAGGAAUCACCACGGGGGAAGGGAGGCCCUGUUGAAGGGUCCCCAUAGGUUGUAAAUUAGCACUGAUAGCCUGUAAACCAUGCAAAAGUCUUCAUUUGCCAGAACUUUUGGGAAUGAUGAAAAUGGGUGAAUUCCAAGAGCUGUUUGAUGGUUCUGUAUGGCUGGCUUUUAAUUGCUCCUCAUUUAAUUCAUGGGCUCAUUGUAAUUUCUCUCCCUUUAAAAGCCACUGUUCUACCCCAAUUGGAUCUUGAGAGAGCCACAUCAGGGGUAGGGGAGGGAUAAUAACAGUGGCCAUUAUUAGAAAGGGGUCUGCAGAGUGACCCCCCCCAUUGGGCUAAUAGGUCCCAUCCCCAAAGAUUAACAGGGAUGGGCAUGAUUAGAGGCUGUAUAACUGCCUUUCUUCCCUCCAAAUUGCAACAUAUUAGGGGGCAUGUGCUCUACUUCGCUGUGUGCACUUCCCCAGUGAUGACAAUUUUUUGUUUCUGAGUGACCCAAGCCCAAGUUUCUGGCCAGUUUUGAUCAUUAGUGAUUGAAAUAUCCGCCCCUGUGUCCAAUAAGCCAGUAAAAUUUUUAUUUCCAAUUUUUAAGGUAAUCAUGGGUCUCUGAUCAGUGAUUAAUUGGUUCUGAUAUACUCCUGUGGCUCCCAUGCUUCCAAAACUUCCCUUUCCCCUUUCCUUUCCCUGGCCAUUGGGGACCCAGUCUGGUAAGAGUAGUAACUGAGCUAUCUUUGAUCCAGGAGGAAGAAUAUGCAGACCUUUACAUUCCAUCAUAACUAAUAUCUCACUUUGAUAAUCACUUCAGUUACCCUGGUGAGCACAUUAAUUCCUUUACUGGAUAGGCUUGAUCGCCCUAGGACUACUCCCACUGUUCUGAGAGGCAGUGGGCCCCAGAUCUUGGUUGCAACCCUUUUAGGGUCUUCUCCUUUUAGCACUAAUUCAUUGGGGCAGACUAAGUCCAGUCCUGUGCUCCCAGUGGUGGCUGCUCUGAGAGAGAGGACUGUGGGCUUUCCAUCGACCGAGGAAAGCUGCUGGCAUUAAAAUUUGGACCUGCAUUGAUUUGCCCAAUGUUUCCCCUUUUUAAAUUGGUGGCAUAUAGAAGGGGGUUCUUUUCCUGAGUUACCUUGGUCUCUAUUAUUGGGGCAUUCCCUCUUAAUAUGACCUGGCUUUCCACAUAGAAAACAAUUUGGGUUUUUCUCCCUUUUCACUUUAGGAGGUCUUAAUGCCAUAGCCAAUAUUUUGGCUUUGUGUGUUUCAGUCCCCACCAGUUUAUAUGCUUGUGUAAGUUUCCUGACUGUGGCUGCCUUUCCUCUGCUUGCCUGCAUUGCUUGCUGGCAGUCGACGUUAGCAUUUUCAUAAGCCAGUUGCAGCAAUAAGAUAUCAGUGGCCUGGGCAUGACUAAUUUAUCUCUUAAUUGCCUGGGUUAAGUGAUUGAUAAAUUCAACAAAUGGCUCCUGAGGCCCUUGUGGAACAAUUACGAAAGAUCCCUGUUGAACACUGCUUUCGGGAAUUCGGUCCCAAGCCCUGAGAGCACACAAAGACAUUUGUGCAUAGGCUUGGGUAUCAAAAUGUAGUUGUACAUUGGUAUGGGAACCCCUACCCUGGAGCAUAGCAGUUGUUAUGUCUUGCCUGGCCAAUUGAUUCUGGUUGGCUUGUUGUUCACAUAACUCAUCAUAUUCUGUCUUCCAGAGGAGGUAUUGGCUGGGCUCUAAAGGUUUUUUAGCUAGCACUGACCAGUCCCGUGGACUCAUACAGAAGUUGUCUGCUAUGGCUUCAAUUAAUCCUUUCAUAAAUCGGCUAGCAGCUCCAUUUUCUUUAGUGCUUUUUCUUAUCUCUUUAUAAGCAUCAAAAGAAAUGGGUUCAGAUUCUUGAUUGCCUGUUGAUCUUGCAUUACUGGGCAGGUUAAGAGCUCCCUUCUAAUGCCGCUUGCCCAAGACAGGGUCCCAUAGCUGUAGUGUGCCCCAUGUCUUUUUCCAAUUUAUUGGAGGAGGGGGCUCAGGAAAAACCUCCGUUUCCUCUUUGGUAUUUUUGCCUGUUAAUGGUGGGGCUGAGGGAGAGGAGGUGGUGGUAAGGUAGGUGACGGUUCCUCCUCCCUUACCUUUUAGGCUCUUCUGUGUAGAGCGGGACCAAAGCAGCGCUAACUAAAGCACAUAAUGUUAGAGAUGCUACUGGGACCCGUUGCCCUUGUUCAUGAUGUUGUUUAAAACUUUUACCCACUUGUUCCCAGAGCUGUACGUCUAGCAUACCUUCUUCCAGGAACCAUGGGUUAUGGGAAACAACAGGUUGCAUUAGGUCCCUUAAUUGAGCCUGCGAAACUGAGGCUCCACUAGCUUUAAGCAGCUGUUUCAAUACUUUUAUAUACUGUUGCUGUUGAGCUGAUAACUGUUGUAGCAUGAUGAAACCGUAGCCUAAACAAUUCCCUCGAACUUGGAAAUCCCAAGGGGGCACCAGUGACUUACUGCGCAAUCUCUUCACCUUCAUUUUUGAGGGUUCCAUCACGAUCCAUUGUAGCAUUCCUUACAUGGGGCACAACCUGCCGAGUUUGUCCUGCAGACUCUGGCUGAGUGACGGAUGAAAGAAGUAUGCUGACACAGGUAUUUUGCCUGACAGCGCGGCUAGGGGGACUACACCCCUUAGAACCACUGAUGAGAGUGCAGCUCAGCCAAGAGUGCUUAUCGCCCUAUAAGCCAGUGAUGCACACAUUUAUUUAGCACAGAUUUAAUGACAAAGGCUUGGAGCAAACACAGUUUGUUGAUAAUAAACAUUGUCAAACCCACGAGUAGAGAGCAAUCCUGUGCACGAAUUAUCAAAGAUUGGUUUCUGGAGACAGGAGUAAACAAAUUUAUCUAGAUAAGUUCAUAUACAUUCCCUUUUUAUCUACCCUUUGCUCUCAGGCUCCAGAGAAGGGAAUUUGGCUGCCUUCAGCCAAAUUUUAUUUAGAAGCUUUUGCAAAAUCUCCCAGCCUUCCCAGAAGGCUUGCAUUUUUACUUAUAAUUUUCCCCACCACCCUGACCAAUCUUCUACACCACAGGGGGUAGGGGAAGGAAGGAAGGAAUUAAGGGCACCAGAGAGAGAAAGUAAAAGGUAAAAGACAAUAUUUUAGUAAGGAAGUGACAUUCCAUAGCUUCAGUUGUAUUCUUUUCCCAAGACGUGAGUCGCUAGCCACUUACUGGUUACACUAGGAUGUGUAUACUGGGAAAUGGGGAUCUUUGUGAAUCCUCAUGGAGGCUGCUUACCACAGAGGCCAAGGUGAGACAAAAGGACCUCAUUCUAAAUAGAAUGAGAAGACGUUGGAAGGUCUAUUGCCUCAGGAUGACAUUAUCGAAAUUUUAUUUAAUUUCAGUUCCCUUAUAGUGGAUCUUGGGAAAUGAGACCAGGAGGGGAAGUGACUUUCCCAACAUGCAACUUAUAAAACCCAGGCAUGUUUGAGUUGUUCCACCCAUGUAAUUCUUCCAUCUCUUUUUAUAUUAGCUACAUGUGAUACCAACUCACGACCAUUGUAUUGUUUCACAUGCUCCUGAUGAGUUCCCUUAGAAUUAGGUAACUCCUGAUGAGUUCUCUUAGAAUUGGGUAACUAGCAUGAUCUCUAUUGUGCCGGUUGGGAGACUGUGGAGCCCCCGAGAAGCACAAUGACAUAUCUAGGAUGACAUAACUCAUGAAUUUAUUAAAAGGAGGUUCUGACCUAGCUUUCCUCAACCUGUGGUCCUGGCUUCACUGAGUCUUCUCAGAGUCUGGGGGAGAGGGAUCUGUGUUUGCAUAAUUGUGUGCAGGUAAUAAAAUAACAUGGAGAAGGAAGAUGAGCAGUCAGCAUCCUAGAGGAGCCUAUGGGUAGGUCUUAGUAAAAGGAUGAAACCUUGAAGAAGUGACCUCACUUCCUUGGUGAAAGACCCCAACAGAACUUAGAACUUUGGUAACCAGGCACUCACAUUUCUGAAGACAGUCUGUUAUCAAGCUUAGUUAGCCAGAGACUGUCAAGAGAGCAAGAUGUUCUGCUGUAUCCCAACUUUUCAAAGCUCUUGCUUCAGUGAGAGCCUUUUCUAAAGAUGCAGAAUUUGGCUCAGCUCUAAAUCCCCAACCUCCGUGCUUCAGGUCAUUUGGCAAGAGGUACCCCAAAGUAACCACAGGGUAGCCCUUUCCAGACCAAUCCUCACUUGAAAUCCCAUCUGGACAACCUCAUAUCCUCUCCUCAUCACCAUAUAUGUGUGUAGGGGUGGGGAGCAGAAGGAGAGGUGAGGCUAUUCCUGGGAAGAAGCAGGUUGUUAGGUGCUGGAACUCUACUGUGUUCAUACCCCAGGCCAUGGCUGGCAGGAUGGGAGGUGAGUGUUGGGGAUUAAGCUUGUUUACUCAGAUUUGAUUUUGAGACCUCAAGCUGUCAUGUGGCUUUUGCCCUGGCUGGAGGUUCAUGGAGAUGCUCCUCUGUGCCUAAUCUAGGAUGCAGAACUUUAAUCAGAGUAUCUCCUUGUGGGAACAGCCAAGCAGGCUACUAACACCUCUCAGACAAUUUGCUGGGUACUCUAUUUGCAGAAUUCCAUGCAGGAGAUCAGUGAAGAGCUGUUUGAUAGGUCCAACUGUAUCUCCUUGGAAAAAAGACAGUUGCGCCACAUCACCAACCAUGUUCAUUGCUGGGCAAGCAUGAGAGUGAGCACAAAACGUUCAUCACAGACAAGGACCUGAGAUGACCAGAGUGGGCCUAGGGCCUAAACCUGAAUAUACAGACUCCCCUGGGCUCUGUCCUAUAUUUUUGCCAAUUUACUGGCCGAUAGUCCCAUUCCCAAAGGAACCUGGCCUCCAUUAGUCCCCAGUGGCAGCUUGGCUAGAUGCAAAUUCCCUGUUCACAUACUUCUAGAAAUAUCAGAGAAAACACUUUGGCAUUGUUUUUACUUUAAAAUAGGCCAUGAAUAUCUUUGCAUGUUGUUGCUGUUUUUAUUGUUUUCACAACAAGUAUUCCAUGUAGCAGGCAGCUCCACUACUCUUCCAGACCUCCGAUCUUAACCAUCACUCUAAAUUGGGUGGUUUAUAUAGGAAAGGGAGGGGUUUAGGCUAUUCUAACAUUUGUCUAUAACUUUUAAUCUUAUAAAACAUAUCAUCAUAACCCUGCCAGGUCAGAACCUGUGCCCUCGCUUGUCUUCAUAAUAUUCCAUAAGGGAAGCUGUUUCCCACAAUGGUGCAGCCUUUCCGUGCUGGAGAAGACUGAGAUGAUUCAAUUCUGUGGUCAUCUCAGACACACCAUAGUGGGCAUCCUGUGUGUGUUCUAAUAGACUAUCAGUUUGCUGGGGCUGCCAUACCACAUUACCAGAUUAUCACAUGCUGGGUGGCUUUAGAAACAAACAUGUACUCAAUUAUGGAGACUAAAAAUCCUAUAUCGAAGUGUCAGCUAGGGUGAUUUCUCUCAUUCAGUGACUUCCAUUUUUAUAUUUUCAUGUUUGAUAUUUAAAACAUUUUAAAUUUGGUGAAGUAUAGUUUUCCCUUUUUGAUUGUCCUUUGGUGUAAAAUCUAAAAUAUCAUUGUCUAAUGCAAGGUUGCAAAACUUUAAUAUUCCUCCUAAGAAUUUUUUAGUUUCAGCACUUACAUUUAAGUGUAUGAUCUUUUUAACUUUUGUUUGUUGCUUGAUUGGCUUGUUUUUUGCUUUUUGAUGUGUGAUUUGAGUUAGGAGUGCAGUGUCAUUAUUUUGCAGGCCAAUAUCCAAUUUUCCAGUAUCAUUUGUUGAAAAGACUUUUCUUUCCUCAGAAAUUUCUUGGCCCCUUUGUUAAAAUCACUUUACCAUAAAUGCAUGUUUAUUAAUGAAACUUCCUGUCUAUUUCAUUGUUCUAUAUGAAUCUAUCCCUGUGCUACCACCACAGGCUUGAUUAUUGUUACUUUGUAGUGAAUAAAAAUUAGUUUUAUUGAGUUUAAGUUAUAGACUUUUGUUAUUCCUUUUUUUUUUUUUUUGAGUUGGAGUUUUGCUCUUCUUGCCCAGGCUGGAGUGCAAUGGCGUGAUCUUGGCUCACUGCAACCUCCGCCUCCCAGGUUUAAGCAAUUCUCCUGCCUCAGCCUCCCAAGUAGCUGGGAUUACAGGCAUGGGCGAUCACACCUGGCUAAUUUUAUAUUUCUAAUAGAGACGGGGUUUCUUCAUGUUGAUCAGGCUGGUCUUGAACUCCUGACCUCAGGUGAUCCACCCGCCUCGGUCUCCCAAAGUGCUGGGAUUACAGACGUGAGCCACCAUGCCCGGAUGAAUUUUGUUAUUCCUUUUAAGGAUUGUGUUUAUGUUUUUGGUUUUUGCAUAUAUAUGUGGAUUUUGAGAAAGCUUGUCAGUUUCUAUAAAAACUGUGGAAAUAUAGGAAAAUUUGAGAAACUUUGUCAAUUUCUAUAAAAACUAUAGAAGCUAUAGUUUAAAUUUGAAGAGACUUCAUUUAAUUUGUAGGUCAAUUUGUGGGGUAUUGUAUUCUUUACAAUAUUAUCAUUUAAUAUUGGAUUUUUUCCAUUUAUCUGCUCUUGGAUUUAUUUUAGCAUAAGAUAAUCUUCCAGUGUAAAGUCCUUGCAUUUCUUUCAUUAAAUUUAUCCAUGGGAGGAAGGGACCAAGAUAGCCGACUAGAAACAGCUGCAGUUGAAGGUUCCCAGUGAAAAGAAGGAAAACGGCAAGUGAAUCCUGCACCAGCAACUGAGGUAUCCAGAUUCUCUCAAUGGACUGACUACACAGUUGGCAUGACCAACUGUGUAGGAAAAGUAGGGUGAUGCUAUGGCUUACCUGGGAACCACACAGGUCAAGGGGAGCGCCCAACCCCGUCCAAGGGAGGCAGUGACUGAUCCUUCUACCCUGCCUGGGAAAUCAUUGCUUUUUCCAUGGAUCUAUACAACCUACAGAUCAAAAGAUCCCCCUCAUGAGCCCACACCACCAGAGCCUUGGGUCCCAAGCACAGAGCUGUACAGAUUUUCAGCAGCCACUUGGCUGGAGACUGCAUAAGACUACCUAGUUCUCAGGAGAGGGGUGGCCAUUAUCACUGCAACUGCCUGCUGCCUAAGAUGACUGAGCUCCCGGGGGGAGGGGUUCCAGGCUGCCAUUUUUCCCCUGCUGGUGCCAGGGAGAUUGGACAGUUUGGACCCAGAAGGAAUUCCCCACAGUGCAGCACAGCAGCUGUUGCAGAUUGUGGCCAGACUGCCUCUUUAGGCCAGACCCUGACCCAACCCUCCUCACUGAGGGUGAGGGGCCUCCCUAAAGGAAUUUUAGGAACUCCAGCCAGGGGUUUAGGGACAGAACUCUGAUCCCCCUGGGACUGAACCCCUGAGGGGAGGGGCAGCCACAGUCUCUUUGGAUCAGCCGUAUCCCCCUGCUUGCUCUGAGGAAUUCGGGCAGUCCAGAUGAGUGGGAUUCCCCUUGGGGCAGCACACUGACUCUGCCAAGGGGCAGCCAGAAUGCUUCAUUAAGUGGGUCCCAGAUCUCAUGCCUCCUGACUGGGUGAGACACCCCCAAACAAAAAUUGCCAGACAACUUAUACAGGAGAGCUCCUUCUGGCAUCAGAUCAGUGCCCCUCUGGGACAGAUCCCAGAGAAAGGAGCAGGCAGCUAUCUUUGCUGUUCUGCAGCCUCCACUGGUGACACCUCCAUGUGUGGGAGGAAUCCAGGCAAAUAGUGUCUGGAGGUGGACCCCCAGCAAACCAUAGCAGCCCUAUAGAAGAAGGCCCUGACUGUUUAAAACAGAAAGCAACAACAACAAUAGCAUCAACAAAAAAGUCACCACAAAAACCCCAUCCAAAGGUCAGUGCCUUCAAAGUUUGAAGGCAGAUAAAUUCAUGAAGAUGAGAAGGAAUCAAUGAAAAACCUCUAAAAACUCAAAAAGCCAGAGGGCCUCUUCUCCUCCAAAUGAUCACAACACCUCUCCAGUAAGAGGGAGAAGGCUGAGAUGGAUGAAUUGACAGAAGUAGGCUUCAGAAGGUGGGUAAUAGUGAACUUCACUGAGAUAAAGGAGCGUGUUCUAACCCAGUGCAAACAAGCUAAGAACCAUGGUAAAACAUAAGGAACUUAACCAGAGCAACCAGUUUAGAGAGGAACAUAAAAGACCUGAUGGACAACAUGAGAAUGUCAAAAUUUAUCACGAGUAUCACAAGUAUCACUAACCAAAUAGACCAGGCAGAGGGAAGAAUUUCAGAACUUGAAAACUGUCUUGCUGAAAUAAGAUAAGAUUAGAGAAAAAAGAAUGAGAAGGAUGAACAAAACCUCCAAGAACUAUGGGAUUAUGUAAAAAGAACAAACCUACAACUAAUUGGGGCACCUGAAAGAGACAGGGAGAAUGGAACCAAGUUGCAAAACAUAAUUCAGGGUAUCAUCCAGGAGAACUUCCCCAACUCAACAAGACAAGCCAACAUUCAAAUUAAGGAAAUCCAGAGAACCUCAGUAAGAUUGUUUAUGAGAAGAUCAAUCCCAAGACACAUACUCUUAGAUUCUCCAAGGUCAAAAUGAAGGAAAAAAUGUUAAGGGCAGCCAGAGAAAAAAGCCAGGUCACCUACAAAGGGAAGGCCAUUGGAAUAAUAGCAAACAUCUCAGCAAAAACACCACAAUCCAUAAGAGAUUGGGGGCCAAUAUUCAACAUUCUUAAGGAAAAGAAUUUUCAACUGAGAAUUUCAUAUCCAGCCAAACUAAGCUUCAUAAGCAAAGGAGAAAUAAAAUCUUUUUUAGACAAGCAAAUGCUGAGGGAAUUUGUCACCACUAGGCCUGUCUUUCAAGAGCUCCUGAAGGAAGCACUAAAUAUGGAAAGGAAAAACUAUUACUAGCCACUGCAAAAACAGAAGUACAAAGACCAAUGGCACUAAGAAGCACCUAUAUCAACAAGUCUUCAAAGUAACCAGCUGACAUCAUUUGACAGGAUCAAAUUCACACAUAACAAUAUUAACCUUAAGUGUAAAGAGGCUGAAUGCCCCAAUUAAAAGAUACACAAUGGCAAGCUGGAUAGAGUCAAUCAAGAUCCAUCAGUGGGCUGUAUUCAAGACACUCAUCUCACCUGCAAAGACACAUAUAGGCUCAAAAUAAAGGGAUGGAGGAAAAUUUACCAAGCAAAUGGAAAGCAGAAAAAAGCAGGGGUUGCAAUCCUAGUUUCUGACGAAACAGACCUCAAACCAACAAAGAUCAAAGAAGACAAAGAAGGACAUUAGAUAAUCAUAAAGGAAUCAAUUCAGCAAGAAGAGCUAAGAAUCCGAAAUAUAUAUGAACCCAAUACGGGAGGACCUAGAUUUAUAAAACAAGCUCUUAGAGACUUACAAAGAGAUGUAAACUUCCACACAAUAAUAGUUUGGAGACUUUAGCACCCCACUGUCAAUAUUAGACGGAUCAAGACAGAAAAUUGACAAGAAUAUUCAGGACUUGAACUCAGCUUUGGAUCAAGUGGACCUGAUAGAUAUCUACAGAACUUUCCACCCCAAAAUAAUAGAAUAUCAUUCUUCUCAGUGCCACAUGAUACUUACUCUAAAAUCAAUUACAUAAUUGGAAGUAAAACACUCCUCAUCAAAUGCAAAA